Molecule: messenger RNA, 2439 nt
Organism: Perognathus longimembris pacificus (Pacific pocket mouse)
Lineage: Eukaryota; Metazoa; Chordata; Mammalia; Rodentia; Heteromyidae
Gene: Adam28
Product: ADAM metallopeptidase domain 28
Exons: 23
Coding region: 1-2439 (812 amino acids)
Biological process (GO): proteolysis
Cellular component (GO): plasma membrane
Molecular function (GO): metalloendopeptidase activity
Source: RefSeq, a predicted model, not a curated record
AUGUGGCCGGGGAGUCUCCUGCUCUUGUCUUUUCUCCUUUCUCCAGUUCCAGAGGGAGCUGUGAGCCAACUCCCCAAGGCAAAGAAGUAUGAAGUGGUCUAUCCUGUGAGACUUCAUCCGCUGCACAGAAGGGAGCUGGCGGAGCCCGAGCACCAGGAUCCAUCUGAAACCAAAGUAAUAUAUGAAAUGAAAGUUAAUGGAAAAGUUACAAGGCUUUAUUUGAAGAAAAACAAGAAUCUCCUUGCGCCUGGUUACACGGAAACACAUUAUAAUUCCAUUGGAGAGGAGGUUACCACAAGCCCGCAAAUCAUGGAUGACUGCUACUACCAAGGCCAUAUCAUUAAUGAGGAAGCUUCUGAUGUCAGCAUCAGCACCUGCAGAGGUCUCAGGGGCUACUUUAGCCAUCGGGGUGCGAGGUACUUCAUUGAGCCACUGAGCCACAGGAAUCAGGAUGACCAGGAGCACGCACUCUUCAAGGAGGACCCCGAGGGAGACAUAGCCAAUGGCACCUGUGGCAUGGCUGAUGAGUUGUGGGCACAGGGGUCACCCCACAGUCUGGAUUUACCUGCCACCAGACUGGUCAAGAUGAAUGAUGGGAAGAUUCAGGAACAGAAGAAAUAUAUAGAAUAUUAUGUGGUCCUGGAUAAUGGUGAGUUUAAGAAGUACAACAAAAAUCUAGAUGAAAUAAGAAAGAGAGUAUUUGAGAUGGCCAACUACAUUGACAUGCUGUAUAAAAAGCUCGAUGCUCACGUGGUCUUAGUUGGGCUGGAAAUCUGGACGGAUGAGGACAAGAUCAAGAUAACCCCCAAUGCCACCUCCACCCUGGAGAACUUUUCUCAGUGGCGGGGGAGAAACCUCCUCAGCCGGAAGGGCCACGACGUCGCUCAGUUGGUUUCCUCUGCAGACUUUUCUGGAGCGACGGUGGGCCUUGCUUUCCUCUCUUCCAUGUGCUCUCCUUAUCACUCCGUUGGCAUCAUUCAGGACCACAGUAGCAAUCACCUUCGAGUAGCAGGCACCAUGGCCCAUGAACUGGGCCACAACCUCGGAAUGUUCCACGAUGACUUCAGCUGUAAGUGUCUCUCCGCAGUCUGUGUGAUGGAGAAGUCGAUAAGAUUCCGCAUGCCCACAGACUUCAGCUCCUGUAGCCGAGCCACCUAUGACAAGUUCCUUGAAGAUAAAGCACCAAAUUGCCUUUUAAACACUCCACUGCCCGCGGAUAUCAUAUCUGUCCCCGUGUGCGGAAACCAGCUGGUAGAAACGGGAGAGGAUUGUGACUGUGGGGCUCCUGAGGAAUGUACAAACGUUUGCUGUGAUGCUAAAACCUGUAAAAUCAAAGCAGGCCUUCGAUGUGCUGCAGGAGAAUGCUGUGAAAGAUGCCAGUUUAAAAAGGCUGGGGCUGUGUGCAGAGCAGCAAAGCACGAGUGUGACCUGCCUGAAAUGUGUGAUGGUAAAUCGAGUCACUGCACAGAGGACCGGUUCCGAGUCAAUGGCUUCCCUUGCGGCCACGGCAGGGGCUACUGCUUGAUGGGAAGAUGCCCCACCCUGGAGCAGCAGUGCCGGGAGCUGUGGGGGCCAGAAACGAAGGUGGCAGAGACGUCCUGUUACCACAGGAAUGAAGACGGGACGCAGUACGGAUACUGUCACGUAGUGAACGGCACGCCCGUCCCCUGUGAAGCGAAAGAUUUCAUGUGUGGGAAGCUGUUUUGUCAAGGUGGGUCAGGUAAUCUACCCUGGAAAGGAUUUACAGUGACUUUCAAGACCUGUAAACUGUUUGAUCCUGAAGACCCAAGUCAAGGACUAGACAUGGUGGCCAAUGGUACCAAGUGUGGAAAUAAGAAGGUGUGCAUGAAUGCCGAAUGUGUGGACGUGGAAAGGACCUACAAGUCCACCAACUGCUCCUCCAAGUGCAAAGGGCACGCGGUGUGCGACCACGAGCUGCAAUGCCAGUGCGAGGAAGGGUGGGCCCCGCCUCACUGUGAGGAUUCCUUCACUGUCUUCCAUUUCUCCAUUGUGGUGGGAGUUCUCUUCCCGAUGGCAGUCAUAUUGGUGGUGGUCGCAAUAGUAAUCCGGCACCAAAGUGCUCGAAGAAAGCAGAAGAAGGUGCAGAGGCCACUACCCACCAGGAACAGCAGGCCACACAAGCUGAAGCCUAAAUCCCAGACGCCAAAGGCUGUUCGACCCCAAGAGAUGAAUCCAAUGGAGAAGCUUCCUGUGUCCGAUCUGCCCGUGGAAGGCAGUGAGCCUCCAGCUUCCAUCUUAAUCACAAAGCCAGAUUUUCCACCACCACCAAUUCCUACAUCUAUAUCUGGUAGAGCAAGAGUUCCUGAAGUCACCCCAAACGUUAUUAGGACUUCCUGUAUCACCAAUAACUAUUUCUUGUUGUUCAAGCUAUCUGGAGUUGAGUUUUUUCCGUCUCUGACACGAAGUCAUCCUAACUAG